AUGUUCAAGUGGGCGCAGAAGCAACUGGCCGAUGUCGCCGGCACGAAAGAGCCCAUCUACGGCCCCUCAGCCAUCCGCAAUGUCUCCGAGCAGGCCAAGACGACCCCCUACACCGAGCUGAAAAGAGAUGACAUGAAGUGGUACGCAAUGAACACUACGAGUGUCGAGACCUUCAGCUUCUACCUCACGUCGGACAACGGCCAUGCAGCGCUCGCUCAGGUCAUCUAUAGUAAUGUGGCCGGCAUCCGCACAACCUGCCAGUUCAACUCCAAGAUCUUCUACCCCGACGAGAAGAAGGACUUCCUGUGGUGCUCGACUCAGCUCAAGGAUGUUGAGUUCAGCGAGGACAAGUGCAACUUCUACGCCCAGGACUGCGCAGUCGAGCUCUCGGCCGACGGCGAACACUACACCAUCAAGUCGAUGACAGACCAGAGGGCUAUCGUCAACCUGACCAUCCGGAAGGCGGCUCCCGGCUUCGUGUCCGGCAAGGAUGGCAAGACUCUGUUCGGCACAGACCUGUCAAACCCAUGGGGAAGCAUGCGCCACGGCUUCUGGCCGAGGUGCACCGCCGAGGGCACCAUCACCACGUCUGAUGGGCCCAUCGACUUCAAGGGCAAGGCCCUGUUCAUCCAUGCGCUUCAGGGGAUGAAGCCACAUCACGCCGCUGCGCGGUGGAACUACGUAAACUUCCAGGGGCCCAACGUGUCCGCAAUCCUGAUGGAGUACACCACGCCACCGUCGUACGGGUCGACAGAGGUAAAUGUGGGCGGCAUCGCAAAGGAUGGCGAGAUCAUCGCCGCCGGAUGCUCGAACACGGUCACACACACACGGAUCAAGAAGGACACGGAGAACUCAUGGCCUGAGCCGGAAGCCAUCAAGUGCGACUGGAGUGGCACGACUAAGGACGGCAAGCCGGUCGUGGGACUUCUGGAGACGGACCUCGAGCAGCGCCUCGACAAGAUCGAUGUCAUGGCCGAAGUCCCUGGUUUCGUGAAGCAGAUCGUUGCCGGGGCUGCGGGCACAAAGCCGUACAUCUACCAGUACAUGCCGAGGCAGCACAAGGUGACCCUCAAGCUGAAGAUUGGGGACACCGAAACUGUCGAAGAGGGCAUCCUCUUCAGCGAAGCCACAUUCAUCUCCGAAUAG
Molecule: messenger RNA, 1146 nt
Organism: Diaporthe citri
Lineage: Eukaryota; Fungi; Ascomycota; Sordariomycetes; Diaporthales; Diaporthaceae
Exons: 4
Coding region: 1-1146 (381 amino acids)
Biological process (GO): response to oxidative stress
Cellular component (GO): cytoplasm
Source: RefSeq, a predicted model, not a curated record